Molecule: messenger RNA, 7620 nt
Organism: Cyprinus carpio (common carp)
Lineage: Eukaryota; Metazoa; Chordata; Actinopteri; Cypriniformes; Cyprinidae
Product: voltage-dependent T-type calcium channel subunit alpha-1I-like
Exons: 37
Coding region: 176-6496 (2106 amino acids)
Biological process (GO): sodium ion transmembrane transport; calcium ion transmembrane transport; membrane depolarization during action potential
Cellular component (GO): voltage-gated calcium channel complex; neuron projection; voltage-gated sodium channel complex
Molecular function (GO): voltage-gated sodium channel activity; low voltage-gated calcium channel activity
Source: RefSeq, a predicted model, not a curated record
CACACACACACACACACACACACACCCACACUCACGCACACUCUCUCACAAAAACACACACACCGGUGUUGGGAAGAUCAGAUCGUUUUACUGACUCUCUCGUUCAGUCUCAUUCAGCUCAUUCAUCAUUCCUGAUGCUCAAACGGCAGAUCUUGAUUCUACCAACAUCAAGGUCAUGGGUUUGAUUCCUUCAAUGCAAUGUGGGUCCAAAGCCAUGACAUCAGAGGAGGAGGGGCCUGCUGUGGUGGAGGCGGAGACACAAAUGGACCUGUGUGCCUCUCCUGGCUGGGAUGGGCUUGUUGAAGAAGAGGCGGAGCCUGCUGAGCAGGAGGAGGCGGGGCCAGCGGAGCAGGUGCAGGUGGCUGAUGAUGUCAGCAGUGAGUUUAGCGCUCUGGUUGUCCCGUACCCAGAACUGGCGCCCAUCGUCUUCUUCUGCCUCAAACAGACCACAUGUCCUCGCAGCUGCUGCAUCCGCAUGGUGUCCAGCCCGUGGUUCGAGCGAGUCAGUAUGAUGGUGAUCCUGCUGAACUGUGUGACGCUGGGGAUGUACCAGCCCUGCGAGAACAUCGACUGCUCCUCCGAACGCUGCCAGAUCCUGCAGGCCUUCGACGCCUUCAUCUACAUCUUCUUUGCGCUGGAGAUGGUGGUGAAGAUGGUGGCGCUGGGGAUCUUCGGCCGGCGCUGUUAUCUGGGAGACACCUGGAACAGACUGGACUUCUUCAUCGUGAUGGCCGGGGUGGUGGAGUAUUCACUGGACCUGCAAAACAUCAACCUGACAGCCAUCCGGACGGUGAGAGUCCUGCGGCCGCUCAAAGCCAUCAACAGAGUCCCCAGCAUGAGGAUCCUGGUCAGUCUGCUGCUGGACACGCUGCCGAUGUUGGGGAACGUGCUGCUGCUGUGCUUCUUCGUCUUCUUCAUCUUCGGCAUCAUCGGUGUGCAGCUCUGGGCCGGACUUCUGCGAAACCGCUGCUAUCCGGAGGAGAACUUCACCCUAUCAACAGGUGUGGCACUUCCUGCUCCGUACUACUCUCCUGAUGAGGAGGACGAGAGGCCCUUCAUCUGCUCUUUGCCGCAGGAUAACGGCAUCAUGUCGUGCGGUGACGUGCCGGCGCGGCGUGUGGCGGGACACCAGUGCUGUCUGGACGUGGAUGAUGUCCUGCACCAUCAGGCACUGGGCCUCGUGACCGAGCCCUUUCUCAACGCCAGCGCCGUCGUCCCCGGGCUCUGUGUCAACUGGAACCGAUACUACACCCGCUGCCACACUGGACACAGAAACCCACACAAAGGAGCCAUCAACUUUGACAACAUCGGAUACGCCUGGAUCGUUAUAUUUCAGGUUAUUACUCUCGAGGGCUGGGUGGAAAUCAUGUAUUACGUCAUGGAUGCUCACUCAUUCUACAACUUCAUCUACUUUAUUCUGCUGAUUAUAGUCGGCUCAUUCUUCAUGAUAAACCUGUGUUUGGUCGUCAUAGCGACUCAGUUUUCAGAGACCAAACAGCGCGAGCAUCAGCUGAUGCAGGAGCAGCGAGCCACCCGUCUGUCCUCCAGCACGCUGGCCUCGCUGGUCGAACCCAGCGACUGCUACGAGGAGAUCUUCCAGCUCGUCUGCCACGUCCUCCGCAAGGGGCGCAGACGCACCUCUGCCUUCUUCAGGACACUCUGCUGCAAACCACCAGAGCAGGCACAAGAGAAAACAAACAUCAACGGGGGAGAGAAGAGCCUCCAACAACAUGAUGGAGCCGCACCUGACGCCUCAGCAGCCAAUCAGGAGACAGAGGGGGAGGCACCCAAUGAGACAGAGAGGUUCAAAAGGGCAGAGGGGGCGUGUUGGGGGCGGAGCCGAGAGCUGUGGAUGGAGAUGAGGGUCAAACUGCGGGGCAUCGUGGAGAGUAAAUACUUCAACAGAGGAAUCAUGGUGGCCAUCCUCAUCAACACCAUCAGCAUGGGCAUAGAGCACCAUGAGCAGCCGGAGGAGCUCACUAAUGUUCUGGAGAUCUGUAACAUCGUCUUCACCAGUAUGUUUGCUCUGGAGAUGAUCCUCAAGCUCACCGCAUUAGGCUUCUUUAGUUACCUGCGCAAUCCGUACAACAUCUUUGAUGGGAUCAUCGUGAUCAUCAGCGUGUGUGAGAUCGUGGGUCAGUCUGACGGCGGUCUCUCGGUGCUCCGCACCUUCCGCUUGCUGCGGGUCCUGAAGCUGGUUCGGUUCAUGCCUGCGCUGCGCAGACAGCUGGUGGUUCUGAUGAAGACCAUGGACAAUGUGGCCACAUUCUGCAUGCUGCUGAUGCUCUUCAUCUUCAUCUUCAGUAUUCUGGGAAUGCAUAUAUUUGGCUGUAAGUUCAGUCUGAAGACGGACACCGGAGACACGGUUCCAGACAGGAAGAACUUUGACUCUCUGCUGUGGGCAAUCGUCACUGUAUUUCAGAUCCUGACUCAGGAGGACUGGAACGGGGUCCUGUAUAACGGCAUGGCCUCCACGUCUCCUCUGGUCGCUCUGUACUUCGUGGCUCUGAUGACGUUCGGGAACUACGUGCUGUUUAACCUGCUGGUGGCCAUCCUGGUGGAGGGAUUUCAGGCUGAGGGGGAUGCCAAUCGCUCGUACUCUGAUGAUGAUGAAGGAUCCUCCUCUAAUGGAAGUGAACAGCACAAAAACUCGCUCACGUCCUCCGAUCCCAAGCUGUCAUCUCUCACUCCUAAUGGGCAUCUGGAUCUGGCGCCGCUGGCGGAGGAGAAUACCAGGAUCGAGUUCUCAGAGGAAAACCACCGGAGCAGAACCAUCUGCCUGGGCAGGAGAUCCUCGUCUCUGCACCACAGCCGCAGUUCCCAUUACCACCACUGGGGGCGUCCUCCCCCUCAGCCGUCCUGGAGCCGGCGGUGUAGCUGGAUCAGUGCGGGUCGCUCCGCCCGUGGCCUGAGGGCUGGAGGGGUCAUCGGGGGCAGCUUGCGGGUCCGUGGCGUUCACUCGCACCCCGCCGAACACGAGUCUCUCCUGCCACACCCGCCCUUCCUGUCGCGCCGACACCGCCGCGCUCUCUCACUCGAGCUGCCCGAGCCCCUGCAGCGCCCCCCGCUGGUCCGGAAGAAGAGCGUGUCCACAGAACACCAGGACUGUAAUGGGAAGGGCCCGGGCCCUCAGGGGCCCCUGCUGGGAGAGGUUUAUCCACAGCUCAACGCACGCAAAAACAAGAAGGACCUGGAAGAAGACACGGAAUAUAGCCUGUGUUUCCGCAUCCAGAAGAUGAUGGAGGUUUAUCGUCCGGACUGGUGCGAGAGGAGAGAGGAUUGGUCCAUUUACUUAUUCUCCCCUCAGAACAAGUUUCGUCUGCUGUGUCAGACGAUCAUCGCUCAUAAGCUCUUUGACUAUGUGGUUCUGGCUUUCAUCUUCCUCAACUGCAUCACAGUGGCUCUGGAGAGACCCAGAAUCCAUCAGGGCAGUCUGGAGCGGGUCUUCCUCACCAUCUCUAACUACGUUUUCACUGCCAUCUUUGUGGCCGAGAUGACCGUCAAGGUGGUUUCUAAGGGUCUGUAUCUGGGCGAUCGGGCAUAUCUGCGCAGCAGCUGGAACAUUCUGGACGGGUUUCUCGUCUUCGUGUCUCUGAUUGACAUUGUGGUGUCGAUGACGGGCGGAGCGAAGAUCCUGGGCGUCCUGCGGGUGCUCAGACUGCUGAGAACAUUACGCCCGCUCAGGGUGAUCAGUCGAGCUCCGGGUCUGAAGCUGGUGGUGGAGACUCUGAUCACGUCGCUGAAGCCCAUCGGAAACAUCGUCCUCAUCUGCUGUGCUUUCUUCAUCAUCUUCGGCAUCCUGGGAGUUCAGCUCUUCAAAGGGAAGUUCUAUUACUGUGUGGGUUUGGAUGUGAAGAACAUCACCAAUAAAUCCGACUGUCUGUCUGCCAAUUACCGCUGGGUUCAUCACAAGUACAACUUUGACAACCUGGGACAGGCUCUGAUGUCACUGUUUGUGUUGGCGUCUAAAGAUGGAUGGGUAAAUAUCAUGUACCACGGGCUGGACGCUGUCGGGAUCGACCAGCAGCCCGUCAUCAAUAACAACCCCUGGAUGCUGCUGUACUUCAUCUCCUUCCUGCUGAUCGUCAGUUUCUUCGUCUUGAACAUGUUUGUUGGUGUGGUGGUGGAGAACUUCCACAAGUGCCGUCAGCAUCAGGAGGUGGAGGAGGCGCGGCGGCGGGAGGAGAAGCGGCUGAAGCGCAUGGAGAAGAGGAGGCGCAAGGCCCAGCGGCUGCCGUAUUACUCCUCGUACGGUCGCGUUCGGCUGAUGAUUCACUCGUUCUGCACCAGUCAUUAUCUGGACCUCUUCAUCACCCUCAUCAUCUGCAUCAAUGUGGUCACCAUGAGCCUGGAGCACUACAACCAACCACAGUCGUUGGAGACAGCGCUGAAAUACUGCAACUACUUCUUCAGCUCCACGUUUGUGGUGGAGGCCAUGCUGAAGCUCAUCGCGUUCGGCUUCAGACGCUUCUUUAAAGACAGAUGGAAUCAGCUGGACCUGGCCAUCGUUCUGCUGUCUGUAAUGGGAAUCACUCUGGAGGAGAUUGAAAUAAAUGCUUCGCUCCCCAUCAAUCCCACAAUCAUCCGCAUCAUGAGGGUCCUGCGCAUCGCCCGUGUUCUGAAGCUGUUGAAGAUGGCCACAGGAAUGAGAGCGCUGCUCGAUACCGUGGUGCAGGCGUUACCGCAGGUGGGGAAUCUGGGUUUGCUCUUCGUUCUGUUGUUCUUCAUCUACGCCGCACUCGGAGUGGAGUUGUUUGGAGAACUGGUGUGUAAUGUUGAGUACCCGUGUGAAGGCAUGAGUCGUCACGCCACGUUUGAAAACUUCGGCAUGGCGUUCCUGACUCUCUUCCAGGUGUCUACAGGAGAUAACUGGAACGGCAUCAUGAAGGACACGCUGCGUGAGUGUCCGCCGGGUGACAGCUACUCCUGUAACUCCAGCCUGCAGAUCAUCUCGCCCAUGUACUUCGUCAGCUUCGUUCUGACGGCUCAGUUCGUCCUGAUUAACGUGGUGGUGGCCGUGCUGAUGAAGCACCUGGACGACUCCAAUAAAGAGGCGCAGGAGGACGCAGAGAUGGACGCGGAGAUCGAGAUGGAGCUGGCGCAGGGCGGCCUGUGCUGUCUGGGGCGUCCGGAGCGCCCGACCGGGGCUGAUGUGGGCGAGAGACCGGCGGGAGGCUGCGGAAACAGACAGGCGGCGAUGGCUGCGGUUCACACACACGCCAGCACCAGCCAGAGUGGACUGACACCGCACAGAAGCACACAGGACACGCAGAACCAGAGGAAACUCUACUCACCGGCACAGGAGAACCAGUGGCUGGAGAGCGUCUCUCUGCUGAUGAAGGAGUCGCUGGAUGGAGAAAUGCAGAUGAUUGAUAAUCUAUCAGGAUCUGUGUUCCACCAUUACUGCUCUCCAGCAAUCAGACGAGACGGCAGGAGCCAAUCAGGAGAGAUCCAGCUGGCGGAGGUCGAGCACACGUCUCUGAUGUCGGAGCUGAUGUCAGAUAAAUCCUCCUCCCCGGCGCUGACUGAUGACAUCAGCCUGGACGAGCACAGCGACUACCAGCUGCUGGACAGAGACUGUAAGGUGAAGCAGGGCAGCACUGACCUGAGCACAGACGUGGUUGUGUGCAGAAGCUUUCAUCCUCCGAGCGAGGCCUGCAGUCCCGGGCGAGACAGAGACGAUGUGCGGUGUGAGACGGGUCAUCAGCUCCAGUCUCCAGCUCACCGCGGAGAUGGCAGUGGAGGAGAAGGUCAGACGUCUUCACCUCUCUUUCAUCUCCCGGCUGAGUUCUUCCACCCCACCACCGCUGCGAUUCCACAGGGCAGUCCAGCCAUCGGAGCGGCCCAGCCGGGCUCCAGACACGCCUCUCCGGCCUCAUGGGCUUCUCUCAGGUCCCCAGGGGCCAACAGCAGGGUCAUGGGCUCUCAGACGUCCCACAGGAACUCCUCGCUGGCCACAGGCAGUUCGGUGAGCAGCCUGCAGACCAUGCUGGAGGAGGGCAUCUCUACGCUACCCCUGAUCUGCAGAACCCACAUUCCUCCUCCAGAACUCACCCAGAGACCUUGUACGCCACAGACUCUGUUCAACCUCCAGGCCACCAGGGGGCGCCAGAGGAAUCGGAGCAGAUACAGUGACUGCACAAAUCCUAACCGGAUCCGACAGGACCCCUCCGAUGAGGACACUGGAUCCGGGGUUAGGGCUGGAGGACCCGAUCAGGCUGGUAAUCCUGAACAGUUAUCGGAUAAUCGGAGUAGCUACUCUCUGACCUCUCUGCACCCACCGGAUUCGCUGGCGCCACUGCUGGCCAAGAAGUGCAAUAGCACUGGGAGUUUAGUACUGGGGAGCCUAGCGGUCCGGAAUAAAGAUGGAAGGUGCCUUUACGGAUUCGAUCCCUGGACUGAAGCAACAACUGAGGAAUCUGAGAGGGAUGCAUCCCCCGUUGGCACCAAGACGUGCAGCCAGACUCUGGGUUCUGGCUGCCGUAAGAACAGAUGAAAUGUGCGGUUCGGUCCAGGCAUGGGACACUGUGUGGUCUCUUCCAUGAACUCAUCUCCAUGUUUAUCUCGAGUGACACUAAUCUGUUUCCUGUUGUGCUACUGACCAGCUGAAGCUCACAGCCACAGCAACACAGUGUCUUUUCUUCUUCAGGGCAUUACACUGGACGCCUCGGAGGAGAUGCAGUAGUCACGGAGUAGCAUAGAAUAUUCUGGAACAUGAGGAACUUAGGAAACUCAUUAAUUCAUAGCAAAAACAGACUUAACAAGUGUGUAGCGAUCUUUAUGUGAAGCUGGGCGUGAAGCAUGUGAUGCGUUCAAUGCAGAAAGGUGCUGUACGAUGCUGCGUUCAUGUCAUGUUGAAAUUAUUGCCAUUUUGAGUGCUGUGGUUGAGAAAACCAUUUUCUCCUAAAAGCAUCUGAUCUUCCUUGGAAUGAGACACUGUGGAGGAUAAGAAAAUUAUUGGCAAAUUGUUUAAAGCACAAACUAAAUUUAAGUUGUACUGAUUUUUUCCCCAAGGAUGUUUCAUUGCUUGUACUGGGAAACGAGUCAAAAUGCUGAACAAGAUGAGAAGUGCAUCUGAAAUCUGAUAGCGUUUAAAUACUACAUUUGAUGAGGAAUAUCUACUUUCUUUAUGUUCUUACAUCAUUGUCUGUAGUAUGAAUGCAGUCUGGAUGUACUUUACCUAAUGUUGUCAUCAGGUGCGUCAUUCAAAUCUACUCAAACAACUAUGGGAUUGUAAGCUGUCCACUAGUAGUUGGUCAGGUACUUUUUGCCUACUGUUUUAUGAAUUUGAACAUACUAAUCAGAUGCUGUUUUAUAGUAGGGAAAUAGGCAUAUUCUGAUACACCGGAUGGAUGUUUUUGCAGGGAACUGGCAAAUAAUGAAAGCUCUGAUAUUUGUGUAAAAACCAAAAUAAUUUGUUGAAUUCAGAGUGCUGCAGCUGUGACGUCAAAACCCAGAUGGUUAAUUCGCCUCUGGUUCUCUAUUGAUAUUUCCUCUAAUGCAGGACAUUUACAUUUACAUUUAAUCAUUUAGCAGACGCUUUUAUCCAAAGUGACUUACAAAUGAGAACAAUAGAAGCAAUCAGACCAGCAAGAGAACAACAACAGUAUACAAGUGCCA